UUAACGAUAUAAAUCAGAGAACUUCAAAUUCUUCUUCAUCGAGAUUUAUCCCAAGAAAUUGACAGCCAAAAACGAGAUAUUCUUCUUCUUCACAAUAAUCUUCUUCCGUUGAUUUCUCUCGUCUCAGCUCAUCGUUCUCCUCGGAGAUCAAGGGCUCGGCGAAAUUUUUCAUUUUUUUGCUUAGUUUCCGAUUUGGGUUCUUUGCGUCAAGCACCAUGCUUCUGGUUUCGCCUCCAUGUGUUUAUCCUCAGACCAUAGAUCCCAAGCCAGUUGAUUUUUCUGCUAGAGGCUCUUAUGCACCUUGCUUUCAGAUUCCUCGUGUGAUCCCUAAAAGGGAGUGUUCGAUGAGAUUAGGAACCUUCGUUUGUUUCAAUAAGAAGCCUAUACAGAACACAACUUUCAAGAAACGGCAUGUGUUUACACAGAAUGUGGAUCUUCCCCCUGUUUUACCAAAGAAGAAGAAAAAACCUUAUCCUGUUCCUUUUAAGCAAAUUCAAGAAGAGGCUAAGAAAGACAAGAAACUUGCCCAGAUGGGCAUAGAGAAACACUUGGACCCUCCCAAAAACGGAUUGCUUGUCCCCAAUCUUGUUCCUGUGGCCUAUGAAGUGAUAGAUAACUGGAAGUUGCUGAUCAAGGGUUUAGCACAACUUCUCCAUGUUGUUCCCGUCUUUGCCUGCAGUGAAUGCGGGGCGGUUCAUGUGGCUAAUGCUGGUCACAAUAUUAAGGAUUGCAAUGGUCCAAAAAACUCACAGCGACGUGGUUCACAUUUGUGGGUCAAGGGAACUAUCAAUGAUGUUCUGAGUCCUGUUGAGUCUUACCACAUGUAUGACCCUUUCGGGCGACGCAUAAAGCACGAAAACCGGUUUGACUAUGAAAGAAUCCCAGCAGUUGUUGAGCUAUGCGUCCAAGCUGGAGUUGAGAUUCCAGAGUAUCCUUGUCGCAGAAGGACACAACCAGUCAGAAUGAUCGGGAAGAGAGUGAUUGAUCGAGGUGGAUAUGUCAAAGAGCCUAAUAAACCUUGCAGUUCGACAUCAUUGUCAUCUCCACUAUCUGAUCUUGACACACUUGGUGCUUGUGAAAGGUAUCCGCCUCCCAAACCAGAGGAGAUACCUAAGAUAGCACAGGAAACAAUGGAUGCUUACGAGAAAGUGAGAUGGGGAGUGACAAGACUGAUGAGGGAGUUCACGGUGAAAGCAUGCGGGUAUUGCUCUGAAGUGCAUGUAGGACCUUGGGGACACAGUGUGAAGCUGUGUGGAGAGUUCAAACAUCAAUGGAGAGACGGGAAGCACGGAUGGCAAGAUGCUCUUGUGGAGGAGCUGUUUCCUCCAAACUAUGUAUGGCAUGUGAGAGACCUUAAGGGAAAUCCGCUUACCGGAAAUCUCAAGAGGUUUUAUGGUAAAGCACCUGCUUGUGUUGAGAUUUGUAUGCACAGUGGAGCUCGUGUUCCUCAAUGCUACAAGGCCAUGAUGAGGCUUGACAUCAUUGUUCCUGAUUCACAGGAAGCCGACAUGGUCGCAUAGGUUUUUGGACAUGUUCAUAGUUGAACAUCAUCGCUUAGGAUGAGCUUAUAAGCUAGUUGUACAAAGACGUUUUUAUUUCAAUAUAUACAUAAAUGAAGUGAUGUGAAUCAUUGAGAAAAUGUAAGAGGAUCCACCAUUGUAUUUAGAUUGUGAAGAAUCAUUGAUAAUCUUGUGUUUUAAGUUUGUGUAAAACUUAUGCAUCUUAUUUUCAUCUUAUCUAAAUAAUCUCUAA
Molecule: messenger RNA, 1752 nt
Organism: Eutrema salsugineum
Lineage: Eukaryota; Viridiplantae; Streptophyta; Magnoliopsida; Brassicales; Brassicaceae
Product: APO protein 1, chloroplastic
Exons: 5
Coding region: 216-1520 (434 amino acids)
Molecular function (GO): RNA binding
Source: RefSeq, a predicted model, not a curated record